AUGUCCAAGCUUAUCACGGUCUUCGGUGCCACGGGCAACCAGGGCGGCUCCGUGAUUAACCACAUUCUGGCUGAUUCCCAGCUCUCCAAAGAGUUCAAGAUCCGAGGCAUCACCCGCGAUACCAGCAAGCCCGCCGCUCAGGAGCUGCAAAAGCGUGGAGUGGAAGUCGUUACGGCUAACCUGAACUCUGUCGAAUCCCUCCGCACAGCGCUCGAAGGAUCCCACACCAUCUUCCUAGUAACCAACUACUGGGAAUACGUUAACAAGGACACCGAACUCACCCAGGGCAAGAAUGUCGCCGAUGUAGCCAAAGAACUCGGCAUCCAGCACCUGAUCUUCUCUUCUCUCAUCCACGUCACCGACUCCACUAAUGGACGACUCAGUCAUGUACCCCAUUUCGAUGGCAAGGCUGAGAUAGAAAGAUACAUCCGUGCUUCGAGCGUCCCUUGUACUUUCGUUCUGGCGGGUUACUUCAUGCUCAAUUACCUGCAGAUGCUGAAAAAGAGUGACGAUGGCACCUAUCAGCUUUUCUACCCAGUUGAUGGUGCCAAGGCUAAGUUUCCCUUGUUCGAUGCUGCGAGUGACACCGGCCUUUUCGUCAAAGCUGUCAUUAAGCAUGCUUCUGAGUUGAAUGGGAAGCAGGUUCUCGAAGCCGCUGGCUACUACACCGCCGACGAGAUUGUGAAAACUUUUACUGAGGUAACAGGAAAGAAGGCUGUCUUUGUGUCGGUGUCCGCCGAUCAAUAUAAAGCGGUUCUCCCGCCGCCCGUGGCUCGGGAAUUCCUCGAAAACCAUCUGCUGAUUGAGUCACCUGGAUACUUUCUCGGACAUAGCUUGGACGAGAGCUUGAAGCUGCUUGACGCUGAACCAACUUCUUUCGCUGAGUUUGUUAAGAAGAAUGUGGAUGCUUGGCCGUAA
Molecule: messenger RNA, 918 nt
Organism: Aspergillus bombycis
Lineage: Eukaryota; Fungi; Ascomycota; Eurotiomycetes; Eurotiales; Aspergillaceae
Product: NmrA/HSCARG family protein
Exons: 3
Coding region: 1-918 (305 amino acids)
Source: RefSeq, a predicted model, not a curated record